This is a messenger RNA of Malania oleifera, 6237 nucleotides long. RefSeq names its product trans-Golgi network-localized SYP41-interacting protein 1. NCBI's taxonomy places the organism in Eukaryota, Viridiplantae, Streptophyta, Magnoliopsida, Santalales, Ximeniaceae. Bases 410 to 5923 code for a protein of 1837 amino acids. The transcript is spliced from 9 exons. The record is from RefSeq and is a predicted model, not a curated record.
GUGAAGAACGCCAACAUCUCCUCCCUCGUUCACGAAAUCCGAAUCGUCAGACAUGCAUGGGUUUUCGUGUUCUAACUGAAACAGCAGACCGUCGACAGUCCUAAAACGUCGCCGUUUCGAGUUAUUAGACAUGCAGACGACGCCGGUUUCGCUUCCCUCGCUCCCAACUCGCAACGCCUAGGCUCAGUGGCGCUCACCCACAUAGGGCAGCAACCCAAGCAAGAGGGAGAGAGCGAAAUUCUAGGUUCCUGUCCUCGCAAAAUCGUCGUCUCCUUCGAUUGAACAAUUCCCGAUUCAUCUCGCAUCGAUCGCUGUCGAAUCUUCGAAGAAAUUCGAGGCCUUCUUCGCUCGCCAGAUCUGAGCUCGUUGACAACGCAAUCACCACCUGCGUCGGUUAUGCGAGAUAGAAAUGUCCGAGAAUCAUGAUUCUGAGCAGGCCUUGGAGGGCUCUAGAGCCGAUUCGGACGGCCAGUUACCUGCCCCAGAUGAAGAAGAAUCGAGCGGCUUCGCUGAUUCCGAGCCAUCAAUCGACGCUUAUCGGGAAUCCGAUUGGGGAAAUGAUAGUGCUGAUGGGAGAGAAGCCCCGCUAGAUAGAUCAUCUGCAGAGGUCGAUUUGGUCGAUGCAGAUGAUGGGGUUAAUCAGGUACCAAGUUCUUUGACUCUGAAAAUUGAUCAUGUUGGUCAUGAUGAUGGGGUUGGUGACUCAAAUGAUGCGAAAGUAACAGAAGAUGCUGGAAAAGAGGACAUGUUUGUUGAUGCCCCAGAAGAAUUGACUGUUUAUGAUGGGAAGUAUAAUGAUACUAGGAAAACAUUGGUAGUUAGUGAGUCCGACGAGCGAUUGGAUGAAAAAAAUAAAUUUGUGCAGGAAACUGCCUUUCGGAAUUUUGAUAGUGAAAUGCAGGUUCGUGAAUUAAUGGAUGAGGUGGAACAUUUCCGGGUUAUGCUGGAGCAGGCUGUUGGUGAGAAAGAAAGUAUUGCGCAGGAAUGCGAGAAAGAACGAGAGGUGUUCAUGAAAGAAGUUGCCAAGCUUCACCUGCAGCUCAAGGCUCUAACUGAUCACCAUUCAUUGCUUGUCGAAAGUGAUGGCAGAUUGGUUGAUCAACUCCAGAAGGCCGAAGUUGGAGAUAGUGGGGAAAUGACUUGGAUAUCUGACAAACCAUUGGAUGGGAUGAUAGAUGAGUGUUCAGAGUUUCUUAGAAGUGCUUUAUCCGAACGUUCACAAACUGAUGGCACAAUAAGGGAGCUCCAUGCUAUUCUUUUCAUGAAGAAUCAAGAGAUUGAAGAUCUUAGUGCAAAGGUUACUGAACUUUCAGUAUCACAUGAUGUUGUUGCUUCUUAUUUGAAUUCAGCUCAAGAGACAUGGUCCCAAUCUCUAAACAAAUCCUUGGAAAUUCAGGUUGAAAAGGACCAGCAUAUUCAUUUUGUUGCAAACAGGAUAUUAGCUUCUCUUGCCAUGGUAAUUGAUCAAGAAGAAUUGGCGGAUGAGUCUAUAGCUGGUAAAAUGUCUCAUAUUGAGAAGAAAUCUUCCGUGUUAAUUGAGAACUAUAUGCAGUUUCUUUCUGAGUCAUCAGAGCUCAGACAAAAGGAAGUAGAUCUGGUUGAAAAACUAAGCCAUCUAGAAAGUGAAAAUAAACUAUUACUUGAACAACUUGAGAAGAGCAAAGAAAUAGCAGAGGUGGCGAAUGUACAACUUGGGAAAAUAAGGACUGAGCUUGAUCAGGAAAAGAAUAAAUAUGCUAAUGUAAAAGAAAAGCUUAACUUGGCAGUGACAAAAGGAAAGGCAUUGGUUCAGCAGAGGGAUUCAUUGAGGCAGUCUCUUGCUGAUAAAACAAGUGAGCUUGAAAAAUGUGUGAUUGAAUUGCAAGAAAAAUCGAGCGCACUGGAGGUUGCUGAACUAAGUAAGGUGGAGUUGAUUGAAAGUAAUAAUUUGGUUGCUUCACUGCAGGGAUCACUUUCUCAAAGGGAUGUGAUUCUUGAGAAAUUUGAAGAAAUCCUCUCGCAAACCUCUGUACCUGAGGGACUUCAGUUAGAAGAUAGCAUGGGGAAACUUAGAUGGCUUGUUGAUGCGAGAAAUGAACUAGCUGGUGUGUCCUCAGAGUUCCAGAAACUGAGAGAUGCCUUAUCUUUGAUUGAUUUGCCAGAAAAUGUUUCAUCAUCUGAUUUGGGAUCCAAAAUCAGUUGGCUUGGGGAAUCAUUUUAUGGGACCACUAGUGAAUUGAGUAGGUUGAAAGAUGAAAGUUCUAGAAUGAGGGAAGCAGCAUAUAAUGAGAUUGACCGCAUAACUGCUGCACUUUCGGCAGAAAUACAAGAAAAGGCUUAUCUUCAGAUGGAGUUGGAUGAUCUAACAUGCAAAUAUGAAGAGAUGGUUAAAAAAGAGCGCCAAGUGUCAUUUGAGAAGGAUCAAACUGUGAAGAUGUUGCUUGAGGCUUCUGGGAUUACAAUAGACAAUCAAGAAGAGGUUUAUCAAGCUUCUUUUGACAUGGCUGUGCUCGUAGAGGGAUGCUUUAGGGAGAUCAAGGAGCAAAGUAUUGCCGCUUUCAAAAUUUCCCACAUUGAUGUAGAAACAUAUGAAAGAAUCCAAUGUCUCUUGUACGUAAGGGAUCAAGAGUUGAAUUUAUGUGAGCAAAUAUUAGAAGAAGAGCUUCUGCAGAGAUCAGAGGUGAAUCAUAUUUCAAAUGAGUUAAAAGUAGUAUCUCAAGAACUUCAGGCACUGAAAGAAGGGAGAAGCUCUUUGCUGAAAGACCUUGAACGGUCGGAGGAAAAAUCUGCUUUGUUGAGGGAGAAAUUGUCCAUGGCCGUUAAGAAAGGGAAGGGGCUUGUUCAAGAACGAGAAAACAUGAAAAUUCUUCUGGAUGAAAAGAAAACUGAAAUCGAGAAGUUAAGGCUUAAGUUACAGCAGAAUGAAUCUGCACUUGUUGAAUGCAGGGACCAUGUUAGUAGAUUGUCGACUGAUCUAGAGCGCAUCUCCAAGUUGGAGGCUGAACUUGUUGCCAUGAAAGAUCAAAACAGUCAGCUUGAGCAGUUCUUAGUGGAUGGCAAUGACAGGCUACAAAGGGUGAUUAAGUCCAUUGAUAGUAUCAUUCUUCCAGUUGAUUCGGUUUUUGAAGUGCCUGAAGAAAAAGUGAAAUGGCUUGCUGGGUACUUAAAUGAAUGUCAAUUUGCAAAGACACAUGCAGAGGAGGAGUUAGGGAGACUAAAAGAAGAAGCUGAUACUCUGGCUGGAAAGUUGACAGAAGCUAAGAUGGCUAUUAAAUCACUGGAAGAUACAUUGACAAUUUCAGAGAGCAAUGUUUCUCAACUUGUAGAAGGAAGAAGGGAACUAGAGGUUGGUAAGGCAUAUAUUGAGCAGCAGUUACAGAAAGCAAUAGAGGAAGCUAAUUCCCAAAGUAGCAAAUUUUCUGAGGCUUGUUCGACUAAAAAGUCACUUGAGGACAUGUUAUCACAGGCAGAAAAUAAUAUUUGUGAGCUUAGCCGUGAGAAAGAAGAUGCUCAGGCUGGUAGAGCUGCUGCAGAGACAGAGCUUGAGAAAGUGAAAGAGGACAUUGCUAUUCAGACCAGUAAGCUAACAGAGGCAUACAAGCAUAUAAAAUCUCUAGAAGAUGAACUUUCUCAAGUGAAGACCAAUGUAGCUUUGCUUGCUGAAGAAAAGAAUGAUGUGCAAGUUGGUAGAACAAGCUUGGAGGAUGAGCUAAAGAAGCUGAAAGAGGAAGCUAGUUCACAUGCUGGCAAGUUGGCAGAUGCCCAAGAAAAUAUAAAAUCACUAGAAGAGGUAUCACUGAAGGCAGAAAAUAAUAUUUCUGUUCUUGUUGGUGAAAAAAAUAUUGCCGAACAGGAGAUUUUAACCCUAAACUCUAAGUUGAAUGCAUGCAUGGAAGAGUUGGCUGGAACACGUGGCAAUGUAGAAAGCAGGUCUCAGGAGCUCUUUUCCCACCUUAACAGCCUUCAAAUGCUUAUGAAAGAUGAGACUUUGUUGUCCUUACUGAGAAGAACCUUUGAGGAAAAAAUUAACAGCUUGAAAGACAUGGACCUCCUCCUUAGAAACAUAAGGAAUCAGUUAGUUCAUACGGGGUCAGGAUUGCUGGAAAAUCAUCAUUUUGCUGAGGUAGAUUCCUACGCAGCAAAACUUAUCUCGGAGAGCCCUGAAAAUAUUAUGAGUGUGGAAAUAGAUGAUGGAAACUUGGAUGUGGCAGAUGGUGACAACAUCUCAUCAUGUCUUAUAAAGACAGUGGAAGGGUUCCAUUUGAGAAACAAAACUCUUAUUGACAAGUUUGAAGGCUUCUCUACUUUUAUGGAUGAUUUUAUUGCAUCUCUGCUGGGAGAAUUACAGGCAACAAAGCAUGAAGUAAUUGUUAUGCUUGAGCACUUGGAAUCCUUGAAGCAGAAAGUGAAGAAUAUGGAAAUUUAUAAACAGGAACAGGAGAAUAUGAUUGCCAAUUUAGAGAAUGAUAUUGCGAUGUUAUUGUCUGGUUGUUCUAAUGCAACUCAGAAAUUGCAGUGUGAAUUUGACCCUGAAUUGGUAACAGUGAACCGUGGGUUGUUUGCAGAGAAGAGUGAUGUUGGUGGAGAUGCAGUAGAGCAUCAGGAAAUGCUUAAUGACAGCCAAUAUGUUGAGAUGGUGGAGAAGUUGUUAUUUGCUGCCAAAAAGUCUCGAGCUCUGAAUAUGCAGUUUAUAAACAUUAAAAAUGUGUCAGAUGCAACCAUUGAAGAUCUGAAGAAUAAGUUGCAAGAGACUCAGAGAACUUCUGAGAAGGCUUUGGAAGAAAGUGAUCUAAACCAAGACAGGAUUUCCAAGUUGGAGUCUGAGGUCAAAGUGUUACAAGACUUGCGUAUUGAGAUGGAGCAUAAACUACAGGAUUGUCAGGCCAGAGAGGAUGUGAUGAAAGAAAGAGAAGCAGAACUUUCAUUAUUGUACAAUACUGUAUUGGCAAAACAGCAGGAGGAAGAAUCCCAUUUACUGUCAGCAUCUGAAAUGAAACUGCUCUUUGACAAGACAAAUGGAAUAGCAGUCCCUUUUCUAGAGUUAGAAGCAGGAGAUCAGGAGCUUCAUAAUUCAGCUAAUUUAAAGAAGCUGUUUUACAUAAUUGAUAGCAUUCCUGAAUUGCAGCACCAGAUCAAGUUAUUAUCCCGUGACAAGGAUGAGUUGCAUUCGAACCUCACAACACAGCUUUCUGAAAUUAAGCAUCUGAAGGAGGAAGCUGAAAUAAACAAAAGAGAUGAGCAAGAGAUGGAAAAGUUGAAGAGCAAAUUGUUUGAACUGGCCCUGGGUUUAGAAAAAAUUAUUCAGAAGUUGGGAGGUAAUGAUUCAGUUGGAGACCGGGAUUGUGAUCAUGCAACAGAACUGCUUGCAGUGUUAGAAAAGCUGGUUACAGCCAUAACUUUGGAAUCUGAAAAUUCUAAAUCUGAAGUCCAGGAGCUUGGUGUGAAAUUGUUUGAGAGCCAAAAGCUUGUGGAUGAAUUGUCAACGAAGGUCAAGUUGCUUGAAGAUUCUAUGCAAGAGAGGGCUCUACUACCAGGCUCUGUCCAGGAAAGGAGCAUCUAUGAGGCUCCUUCAAUGCCUUCUGGGUCAGAGAUAGCUGAAGUUGAAGAUUUGGGAUCAGUUGGAAAGAAGGCAAUAUCUCCUGUUCCCUCUGCUGCUCAUGUGAGAACCAUGCGAAAGGGUUCAAGCGAUCACCUUGCACUUAAUAUUGAUCCCGAAUCUGAUCGUUUAAUUAACCAUGAGGAAACUGAUGAGGAUAAAGGUCAUGUAUUCAAGUCGCUUAAUACAUCAGGUCUCAUUCCCAGGCAAGGAAAGACGAUUGCAGAUCGAAUUGAUGGAAUUUGGGUAUCUGGCGGUCGAGUUCUUAUGAGUCGUCCAAGGGCAAGGCUAGGCCUCAUUGUAUAUUGGCUUAUCUUGCAUGUAUGGCUAUUGGGCACCCUUUUGUGAUGAAGCUCAUUAUGAUCUACCCUCUUGAACACUCCCACAACCAACAUUCCUCAUCUGCAAAUUGUACCAUAGAUAGGUUUCAUCUUCUUUGUACCAUUUUUUCCUUCGCUGAUUGUGCCUAACAUUGCGUUAUUGAUUUUAGCUGCCCUAUAUUUAUUCUCUGUAAUCACAUUUUAGGGAUUCAGAGAAUCCAGGCCUCCCCAAUUUUGUGUUAUAGGUUAAUGUAUAAUGGAUGAAUGAUAAACAUUUGCCUAAAUAGAGGCCAUUUUUUCCCAAUCCUAUGUAAAUAUUAUAGAUUUGUUUUGUUCCAAAAA